AUGAUGUGUAGUCGAGGCCACUGGAGACCUGCAGAGGAUGAGAAGCUAAGAGAACUCGUCGAACAAUUCGGUCCUCAUAAUUGGAACGCCAUAGCUCAAAAGCUCUCUGGUCGAUCUGGUAAGAGUUGUAGGUUGAGAUGGUUUAACCAAUUGGAUCCUAGAAUUAAUCGAAACCCUUUCACGGAGGAAGAAGAAGAGAGGCUUUUAGCGUCUCAUCGGAUCCAUGGGAACAGAUGGUCAGUGAUCGCUAGAUUUUUCCCUGGUCGAACCGAUAAUGCCGUUAAAAACCAUUGGCACGUCAUCAUGGCUCGUCGUGGCCGAGAACGGUCCAAGAUGCGUCCACGUGGUCUUGGCCAUGAUGGCGCGGUGGCUGCGACAGGGAUGAUGAGUUAUAACGACUGCGACAAGAAGAGUCGAUUGCCAACCGUAACCACUAUCAAUUAUCCUUAUCAAUUCUCUCAUAUCAAUCAUUUUCAAUUCCUCAAAGAGUUCUUGACCGGAAAGAUUGGGCUUCGGAAUAGUAAUAUUCCACUCAAUGAAGGAGCAAUAGACCAAACCAAAAGGCCAACGGAGUUCUACAAUUUUCUUCAAGUAAACACGGAUUCGAAGAAACCCGAAGUGAUAGACAAUUCAAGAAAAGACAAAGAAGAAGAUGUCGAUCCACGUAGCCAUAAUCACAACGAGAAUUGUGUUCCCUUUUUCGACUUUUUGUCUGUUGGAAACUCUGCCUCUUAG
This is a messenger RNA of Arabis nemorensis, 735 nucleotides long. The record is from the annotation of a GenBank genome assembly. Lineage: Eukaryota; Viridiplantae; Streptophyta; Magnoliopsida; Brassicales; Brassicaceae.